AUGGGCUCGACGAAUGCGAUCGCCCCAGGUCGACCAUCUCCAAGCACAGUAGCCGAGCAUGUUGCCGGCUCUGCGCAAGCGUGGCACGGCCAAAUCACGCCGGACGGACCAUUUCCUCCGCAAAGAGGCAGAUAUCAUUUAUACGUCGGGUUAUUCUGCCCGUUUGCGCACCGGGCCAAUCUGGUCCGGCACCUGAAAGGUCUGACAGACAUCAUUGACAUCUCCAUCGUGAAACCAUACCCCAAGGGCGACGAGCAUGGCUGGCCGGGCUGGCAGUUUCCGAGCUCGGAUGACGAGUACCCCAACGCAACUGUCGACCGCUUGUUCGGCAGCAAGUUCCUUCACGAAGUAUACUUCAAGGCCGACCCGGAGUACAAAGGACGAUAUUCCGUGCCUGUGCUCUGGGACCGCGAAACCGGCACGAUCGUCAACAACGAGAGCCCCGAACUGAUGCGGAAUCUGCAGGUCGGGUUCAACACGCUCUUACCGGAGGAGUACGCCACGGUGACGCUGUACCCGGAGCAUCUGAGGCAGAAAAUCGACGAGGUGAGCGAAUGGAUGCAACGAGACCUCAACACGGGGGUGUACAAGGCCGGCUUUGCCCCGGACCAGGACACGUAUGACCAGAAUGUGCCUCGUGUGUUUGCCGCGCUCAACAAGGUCGAGAAGAUGCUGGCCGGCAAUGGAGGACCGUACAUCCUCGGAAAGGAACUCACAGAGGUGGACAUCCGGGUGUACGCGACGGUCGUGCGCUUCGACACCGUGUAUGUGCAGCAUUUCAAGUGCAACUUGGGGGCCAUCCGGCAUGAUUAUCCCCAGGUGAACAACUGGUUGAAGAAUCUGUACUGGAAUGUCAAGGGGUUCAAGGAGACGACGGAUUUCAAACACAUCAAGGAGAACUAUACAAAGAGUCAUUACGAUAUCAACCCAAAAGCUAUCACACCGAUGGGGCCUUAUCCCGAUGUUGAGGAAGAGCCGUACGAGCCUGAUCUUAGCAAGGUCAGGGUCGGGGGCGUUAGGAUGCCCAAGGUGAUGGAAUUGGAACGACAGUUGCCGGGAUGA
This is a messenger RNA of Cladophialophora yegresii CBS 114405, 1062 nucleotides long. RefSeq names its product glutathione S-transferase. Lineage: Eukaryota; Fungi; Ascomycota; Eurotiomycetes; Chaetothyriales; Herpotrichiellaceae. The transcript has a single exon. The record is from RefSeq and is a predicted model, not a curated record. Gene Ontology annotation, cellular component: cytoplasm. Gene Ontology annotation, molecular function: glutathione transferase activity. Bases 1 to 1062 code for a protein of 353 amino acids.